CUAACAAGUUGCGGAAAGAACAACCACUUUCAUCAUUUUGCAAGUCAAUCAAUAUCGACGUGGACCACUUCUAGAGUCAUGGCUAUCACCCUGAAGGACCGCGUUGCCAUUGUCACCGGAGGAGGCGGCGGGCUAGGACGGGAAUACGCACUCGCGUUAGCGAAGGCAGGCGCGAAAGUGGUUGUCAACGAUUACGGCGGUGAUGCUCAAGGAAAUGCGGGGACUAUCAAUCGAGCGCAGAGUGUUGUGAACGAGAUCAAGGCAUUAGGCGGCUCCGCUAUAGCCAACGGAAGCGAUGUGUCCACAGACGCGAAAGAGAUUGUGCAAUCAGCGGUGGAUGCAUAUGGCAGACUCGACAUCCUGAUCAACAACGCCGGCAUUAUGGGCAAAGUCAGCCCGCAUGACGAUGUUGAUGUCGCCAAUUUCCGGCGGGUCUUGGAAGUCUCGGCGGUGGGCACCGUAAUGAUGGUGAGCGCGGCAUAUCCGAUUAUGCAGAAGCAAAAGCAUGGACGGAUCAUCAAUGUCUCGUCUAGUGCUAUCAUGGGCAUGGAGGCUGGUGGCGAUUGCGCCUACUCGGCUUCCAAAGGUGCGGUCUUCGCUAUGACUCGGGAAAUGGGUCGCUUUGGCCCACAGUUUGGCAUCAAAGUCAACGCCCUUAUGCCGGCAGGAAUGAGUCGUAUGGCCAGCGAGCCUAGGAUCGCCGAAUUUAUGCGAAAAUACUGUCCAGCACACAAAGUGGCUCCCUUUGUUUCGCUCUUAAGCUCAGACGAAUGUCCCAUUUCUGGUGAGAUCUUCUCAGUUGGCGCGGGCAGAGCAGCCCGAGUCACUCUGGCGACUUUCCCAGGUUCAAAUCAAUCCACACCCGAGGGAUACCUCCACGACUUCGACAAUGUCAUGGGUAACCCCAAGGAUAUCCAUAUUCCCAAAAGCACCGCAGAUGAUGCGAUCUACCUCGUUAAGAAUGCUACUGGGGAUAACGUGCAGGCAUUGGCUGAUUUCGGAAUCCCUAUUGGCACGGAAUUAUAAUACCAUCAUCCCUAAGUAAGUUGAAUAUUAUAUUUUCUCUGGUGUGAACAUCUUCUCCUGAGAGGCUGUUACAGUAAUCUUUAAUAAGAUCCUUGCCUAAACCCCUCAUGUUAAUGAACUUAUGAAUUGCGCUGAUAUUUUAUAAUUAUCUACUGGCUUAAUUGGCAAGAACAAAAAUACUACCACUAACUUUAAUGUAAAUCUCAUUGGUGCAUGGAAUAUGGGAA
Aspergillus eucalypticola CBS 122712 is the source of this 1253-nucleotide messenger RNA. RefSeq names its product NAD(P)-binding protein. Lineage: Eukaryota; Fungi; Ascomycota; Eurotiomycetes; Eurotiales; Aspergillaceae. The transcript has a single exon. Gene Ontology annotation, molecular function: oxidoreductase activity. Bases 79 to 1026 code for a protein of 315 amino acids. The record is from RefSeq and is a predicted model, not a curated record.